GGGCCUGCGUAUCUGUGCUCUCCAUGCCCGUAACACGUACGAAACGCGUCCACCGCUAUCAAAAACAAGCUGCAGCAAAGCGCGAUGAGCUCCAGGCAGUCAAGUCUCAGCGAUCUGCCCUGCAAAUGGCCACCCUUGCAGUGAUCUUUUUGACGAGCACGGCUUUCUCUCUCGGCAUUCCUGUACCCAUGCACACCUCCGUGCUCAGUGGGCUUGCGUGGCUGGAUGAGAUUUUGGCUGGACAUCCAAUGCGGUGCUCGCGCGCGCUAGGGAUGAGCGCAAUCCAGUUCUGCCUCUUGUAUGGGGAGCUGCUGUCCAUGCGGGCUAUUGAAGAUAGCCGCUACAUCUGCGGCCAAGAGCAGCUUGCAAUCAUGGUAUAUUGGAUGGUUCAUGGCAGCAGUCAAUGGGAGUUACAAGAGCGGUUCCAGCGAUCAGGUGACACAAUCAGCCGCUACGUUAACCGCGGUCUGAUUGCACUGACAGAUGUGUUCUAUCAACGUUAUGUCUGCCUCCCUGCCAACAAAACCCUGGAGACCAUUUGCAAGAACCCAAGAUACUACCCUUUCUUUUGCUACUGUCGAGGAGCUGUUGACGGCGUCCAUGUCCUUGCAUAUGCAUCUGCGGAUCACCUAGCUUGCCAUCGGGACCGACAUGGACUCAUCACACAGAAUGUACUUGCCACAUGCGACUUUUCCCUCCGCUUUUUGCAUGCCAUGCCUGGGUACAAAGGCACUGCGGGUGAUGGGUUGCUGUUCCAGGUUGCUCAUGAGAAUGGAUACACCCUUGAGGUUGGUUGCUUCUACCUAGCUGAUGCCGGAUUCCCCAACUGUGAUAUUCUGAUGACACCAUAUUGCGGAGUGAGGUACCAUCUGAAAGAGUGGCGCACAGGAAAUCAACGACCGAGGAACCCACAAGAGCUGUUCAACCUUCGCCAUGCUAGACUGCGCAAUGUGAUUGAGCGGAGUUUUGGCGUCAUCAAGCGAUGUUUCCCCAUUUUGACAUCGCAAUGAGAAUUUGGCUACCAACAGCAGGCACUGAUGGUUGGAGCCUGCACGGCAUUGCACAAUUUCUUGCGUGUUCACCAAUCGCUUCAAGAGAUUGAAGACGAGGAGGGUUACGAUGUACAUGGUGAUCCAUAUCUGGCAGGGCCUGGGAAUCAUGCUGGGCCCAUGAUCCCGCUUCAAGCAGUUGACAAAGCAGAGAAGCUCAGAGCUGAUGCGCGACGAGAUCGGAUAGCGGAGGCAAUGUGGCACAAGUUUGUGGCAGAUCGCCCAGAGCUCAAUGUGUAGAAUACAAACGGAUAUGUAUUGGAUGGCAGUACAGCUGGAAGAAUCAUUACAGGAAUUACACGGGCAUUACAACAUGACAAGGCGAGACUGGGAUAAGGAAUGGACAAAGCAGUGAGAGGUAUGAUCAUGCGAGUGUAUAAUGCAAGGAUGCGAUAAGUAGUCAAGUGGAGGUGGCGGCAUUAGCUAUGACACGUGCAAUAUGGGCCUUACGGCGCUGGUGAUCCUUCUCACGGAUGAGAAUACGAGCCAUGACCGGCUCGCGGCUCAAAGCUUGUACAGCAGUGGUGUAGAGGUCACCAUCGGGAUCCUCAGGCAGAAGUGUAGAGUCGGCCAGGAUUUCAAUGAUGGCGUCAAUGUGGG
Mycena citricolor is the source of this 1649-nucleotide messenger RNA. The record is from the annotation of a GenBank genome assembly. Lineage: Eukaryota; Fungi; Basidiomycota; Agaricomycetes; Agaricales; Mycenaceae.